Molecule: messenger RNA, 1308 nt
Organism: Kockovaella imperatae
Lineage: Eukaryota; Fungi; Basidiomycota; Tremellomycetes; Tremellales; Cuniculitremaceae
Exons: 6
Coding region: 93-1202 (369 amino acids)
Source: RefSeq, a predicted model, not a curated record
ACCACUUUGUCCUUGACGCUGUACAAGCUCUGAUCGUUAUACCAACGCUCCACGAGGCGAAUCCUUGGCUCACACACCUUGCACCGCUUGCCAUGAACAAGCCCAAGGGGCACGACAUCGUUCAUGAUGCCCUGCGAUACGCUUGUCUCUCUCUCGCCGACGCAGAUCUCGCUAUCAAGCUCAAGGGUCGAUUAAAACAGCAUCACGCGACUAUAUACGCUUCUAGCGGGGACUAUUGGCACCAAGCAGUAUCGCAGAUCCAGCUGGCGGCAGAGCUCGGGAUGCAUCUCAAUGAUCAGGACACUGGCGAUGUGAUCUUGGCGGCGGUUGUCAUCUUGGCCACACGAGAUCGUUUGGCAGGAUGGUCAGAAUGGGAGAUGCCCUUGUCGGUGGGGUACAGAGUCUUAAGAGAACUUGGUGGACCCGAUCUGUACAUCGCCUCGAAUCCGACCCGUUUGCGUCGCUUUCUUGUGGAACAGCUCGUCAGUAUCGAGCUUCUGGCGUGCCUUACUGCAUUCAAACAACCGAUGAUUGGAGACUGGUACAACCACUGGCUAACUGAAGGGGGCGGAGAUCUUGAAGCUGUCUACGGCUGGGAUCGCGAGGCUUUCCUAUAUGGUCUGAGAGCUAUCACAUUGUGUGGCGAUUGCGUCCGACUCUACAUCCUGCGCACGCGAUGCUCCGACAAUCCGUCCAAACAAGUCAAGGAAUUGAUCGAGACCCAAAUCGACAACUGCAAAGCGCGGAUAAGUAAAUUUUUGGACACUUCGGAGGCGGUGCGAGCGAUGCUUCAAGCGAUCCCGAACUCGGCAGUCAGAUCGAGAUCUAUAUGCCUACAGGCGUGCGUCGAAAUUUGCCUUCUAUGGAUCCUUGCCGAAGGCAACGACACGAUAGAGGCAAAGAGUAUGGCUGACAGAUUGUCGCAACGAGUCGAGGCUAUCGUCCAGGUGGCCGAUGAAGCUAUGGCCAGGGGAGAUUAUGCGGGAAUGCUCUUGCCCCUGACCUGGGCAGACGGCAGCGUCACUCCUCGUCAGCGAGAGUUGAUAAUGCGCCUGCUCAAUACAUUGGAAGCCAAUUAUCAUCUGGAUCAUGAGAGUCUCUGGAGAAUCACACAUAUCGAUUGGUCAGCAGUGGAGGGCUUUGCACCGGCUCGAUGGGAGGAGGAACUCAGGCAAAUGAAGAUAUACUUUCCAAUCUAUUAGUGUCUAUGAUCUACAAUUGUGCUUGCACCAGCUCAAAGUAUUUGCCUUUCCUCCCAACAAGCUCGUCAUGACGUUGGCGCCAAUAAUGGAUGACAAACGAUGACCG